AUGAUGAGCUCGAGCUUGAGACUGGUGGUCGUGCUGGCGUUGGCGGGCUCGGUUCUCGCCUGCAAUCCCAAUCCGAGGCCACAGGUUCGACCAGCUCCACCCGUGGCCCGUGAGUUUUUCAAUUGAAAUGAGAUGGUGUAGUGCCUGGGAGCUUCACGGCUACUCCUAGGAUCGCUGGUUCGAGUCCUAUCGCAGAAGUUUUUUGCCAUUAUAUUUUUGAAAAAUGUGAGCAUUCUGGCUGUUUUUCCUGUUGAUACUCUGUCGAUAAACCAAAAUUUACGAAAACACUUAAAAUCCUUACAUUCAGGGAUAAAUCGAAUUUUCUAUCUUUCCUUAAAAUCUUAACACAUUUUGGGGUUUUUCUCUCAUUACCGUCAAGAAGACUGAACUUUUUCAUCGAUUUACAAUCAGAAAACGAAAAGCCCUUGAAAAAUGACCAAAAUUCCGCAUGAUCUCCUUUUUUUUUGGAACUUUGAGAAUAUUUAUUUUUUCAGAAGCCGAGCCGUGUACUUGCCUGGUGACGUACGAAGCCGACGUUAUACGGGUUGGUUUCAUUUUGCCGCGGAAUCUUCGUAAAUCCUGUUCCAUUUAAAAACAAAAAGUCACAAAAACAAAAUUUCCUAUUAGAAAAAAACAUGAAAACGAAUAUUAAGUUACAGAUGAUUGGAUAUUAAAUUUCUAGAAAAUUUUUUUCUAAACUAAUCGUAUAGUCGAAAUCUAUGUGAGAGAAAAAGUUAAGAAACCUCAAACUUUAACAAUAAUUUGCAAAAACUAUGAAAAUAAAUUCGAAAUUCCAGAAAAAAAAAACUUUUGAACUACUUAUCCUUCGAAAAUCGUGAAGCAACACUUUGAACAGACUUUUGAUAUUUUUCUAGGAAACAAAAAGUUCUUUUGGAAAUGCCUUAAACUUUAAACAACUGAAACAACACUCUCUUUCGGUUUACUUUCGGAGUAUUUAAAAAAAAAGCUGAAAAUCGUCAAUAUUCAAACAGCCUUAAACAGCACUAUGAACAGGAUUUUGAUAUUUUUUUCAUGGAUAAACUGAAAAAUCUUCAUUUUCUAAACGGUCAAAGCAACCCUAUUUUUCAGUUAAUAAGCCAUUUUUCUCAGGCCGAAAUCCUGCAACAGCCGACGACCCAGAACAACUGCGAGAAGCGCUACCGAUUCACGCCCACUAACAAAAGCGAAUACGUCUUCUUCUUCGUAAUUCCGAGGGAGUUUCCUUCGAAAAUGUCAUUUUCAGCCGAAUAACUCGGAAGAGGUGAAAUACGUGCCGACCGGGUCGGCCCCGGGCUCCCCCCUGUACAUCAACGUGCGCUGCAGCCGCGACGGCGGUCCGGUCCGCAUCUUCGACACCAACUCCGUCCCUCCGGCCCCCACCGGCCCCACCGAGAAGGUCUACAUCGGCAGAUUCGACGGCACUCAAGAGCGAUAA
Caenorhabditis auriculariae is the source of this 1435-nucleotide messenger RNA. The record is from the annotation of a GenBank genome assembly. Lineage: Eukaryota; Metazoa; Nematoda; Chromadorea; Rhabditida; Rhabditidae.